UUAACACAUCACCAUAGCGGAAUUUGCCUUUAUCAUAGGGAAGGACUCACCCUCAUGUUCUUUGUUCAUGGUGCCGCGUGCCACCGAGUAAAAGGCGCGGUUGCAUGGCCACACCAUGUCACGAGGGGAACGGGGAAGGGUCAUCUUUGCGGAAUACCUUUCAAACCUAUCUUCGCCAGCGUUGAAGUGGGAAAGCAAGAGUUUUCCACUAUUCCCAAUCCCACUCAUUUUAUAAGUGAAACACCCCAGGGAGCCUCCCCCCACCUCUCUCUCUUCUUGUUGCGCACAAGACGCUGA
Molecule: messenger RNA, 297 nt
Organism: Trypanosoma theileri
Lineage: Eukaryota; Euglenozoa; Kinetoplastea; Trypanosomatida; Trypanosomatidae
Exons: 1
Source: RefSeq, a predicted model, not a curated record